AUGAAGAAGAUCAAGUUCGCAAUAAGGAGCCUCCUAUUCGCAACGAAGGAGAGACUACAAACCCUGAGGCUUGUCAACCCAUUUUCACCUAGCAUCUCUCAUAUCCUCACUGAUGAUCCAGACAUGAUAUUUGUGGACGAUGAUGAUAAUGAUGAUCUUGGCGGAUUCACCUACAGUCCAUUUAAGAUAAGGACUGAAAGUGAAGAUGAAGUUGUUAUCACGAAAGGGCAGCUUCAGCCCCUUCAUGAGAAGAUUGAGCAGCUUCUUUUCUCUUCCAAGGCUUCAUAUUUUGAAGCUUAUUCCAAAGCAACGGUUGAAUCUCUAUUUGAACGCAUAACGAAGGAACAUGCAGAUGAUGUUGCGAAGAUGAACAAGGUAGUGACUGAUUAUGCCGAAGUUUGCAAGACAACGACUAAAAAAUUCGAUAAACUAAUUUCUGACACAACUUCAUUUAUGGAAGCUUACCAAUCCAUCAACAACACCAACGUCGUCUCUACGAAUGUAGCUCUAUAG
Molecule: messenger RNA, 513 nt
Organism: Lactuca saligna
Lineage: Eukaryota; Viridiplantae; Streptophyta; Magnoliopsida; Asterales; Asteraceae
Source: the annotation of a GenBank genome assembly